This is a messenger RNA of Symbiodinium natans, 1344 nucleotides long. The record is from the annotation of a GenBank genome assembly. NCBI's taxonomy places the organism in Eukaryota, Dinophyceae, Suessiales, Symbiodiniaceae.
AUGUGGCCUGCCUGCGAGAGGCCGAGAGUGCCGAGCCGGCAGGUCAAGGGUGCAAAUGCAGAUCUGGGGCUUGCGCGCAGCCCUCUGGUAGUGACUGCUGGAGGGGUGGGUUUUCUCGCCAAGUUGCUGUUGUCGCAGCUGCCGCCUAGGCGCCUUCCCAUGCGACAGCUUAAGGGAGCCAUCCGCUCUGCAGGACAGCAGAUGUCGGACGAAGCCAAAAGCGUGCGUGUCGUGGAGCGACCAGAGAAGGCAAUUAUCAAGGCCUUCGUCGACAGCCCAGGUCCCUUUCCAAAAACAAGCCCCUCCUUUCUGGUCGUGAGUGGAGCGCAGGGAACCGGGAAGACCACCAUGCUAAAGAGCCUGUUCGCGCAGUAUCACGACGACGGCCGCUGGGUGCUGCCCGUGAGUCAAGAAAUCGACCCGGGCGGCAAACUGGAUCUCACGGAUGUAGUGCAGCAGGCAUGUAGAACACGGAACCUGCCGCAGUUCCUGCCAAGUUUCCAAUUGAUCCCAACCCUGCUGAGGACCCUGAGCGAGAAGGGCAGUCGCGAAAGUGGUGGCCCCCUCAUCGUGUACCCGCAGUUGUCCACCAAAAACCGGGGCGCCCCUUUCACCGAUGACCAGUGCGACGCGUUAGCGACAGAGAUCGGAGCCUUCGGCCGAAAGCUGACGUACGACUACCCCCUGUGCAAGUUGGUUGUCGAGCUGUCCGUGUCCUUGAUCGCCGACAAGAUCCAGGAGCUGCCGGGUCAAAUUCGGGAUAAGUUCAACAUGUCCCGGCUGGUGGUGGUGGACCCACUGCCUUGGAAGCGCUUCGUGGAGCUGGCCCUGGAAAAGCCGGAGAUUGCCUCGUAUCUCAAGAUGGACGAGCUCAGCCGGCAGGAGAUCCUCAAGUACUUCUACCUUCGGGCUGGCGGCAGCUUCCGCGAGCUGCAGCGGCUCCUUGAGGAUGCGGCCAAGGCCGACGCCUCGGAUGCGCAGGGCAUCAAGGCCCAGAUCGACCAGUGGUACGAGACGAAGAUCGGGCCCAUCAAGGACGUUCUGGCUGAGACGGAGGAGAACGAGCUUCAGCAGUUCAUCCGGCGUCUCCUGGGACAGAAGCCCGAGUCCAAGUACCUGGACUACCUGAGGAAGGUGGCCGAGGCGGGCCCAAAAGGUUAUUUGAGCAGGGGCGAUGCCCUGAAGAAGGAGACGAAGCUGCAGAUGGAGCUCCGGCGCUUGCAGCCGGCGCAGGCAGUCCUCCGGAGCACCACCAGCACCCAGGUGGCUUUGCGGCAUUGGUACUUCGUCUUCUACGUCCUGGGCGAAACCGAGAAGGCCCUGCAAGAUGCAGGCUACAUGUAG